AUGCAAUUGUCAGGUGUACUUCUCCCUGCAUUUUUAACUGCCGUCACAUUUGCACAAGUUGUCCUUAGCGACGACUCGGUCACGUUGCCAAAAUUCAAAUCAUCCACAGAAUACUUUGACCAGAGCGACCCCAACGUAAAACCAUCAGAUGUCAAUUAUGGUGAUAACUUUGGCCUCAAGAGUAAUUACUCCUGGGCGGAUGUUUUGAAACAACUCGACGAACACCACAAGCUUUUCCUUCUAGUCAGGCAUGCCCAGGGAGUUCAUCAAUGCAACACUCCAUCUACAGAUUGGACUUGCUACUGGCAGACUAUAGAUGGUUAUGAUGGACAAGUGUGGGCGGACGCUUUGCUAACUCCAGAGGGAAUCUCCGAAUGCCAACAACUUUCCCAACAGAUUAACAAGACAAAAGAUUUCCCCUUCCCAGACCAUCACUAUUCAAGUCCAUUAAGGAGAACUUUACAAACGUGGGAGCAUGUGUGGAAAGAUUUAGUGAAGGAUGUUCCAACUCUCAAGGAGUUUGCUAGGGAAACUUAUGGAAUUCAGACUGAAAGCAAGCGCCAUUCUAAAUCUUACAUUAAAGAGAACUGGGACUACGUCAACUUCGAAGCCGGAUUUACUGAAGACGACGAAUUGUGGUCCAAUUCCACUCGUGAAACUGGCAAACAUAGGAAAUACAGAGCCGCUUCCGUAUUGAGCGACAUAUUUGAAGUCCACAAAAACGACAAGGUUAUAGGUCUUGUGUCUCAUUCUGGCUUAAUCGGAUCAAUAUUGGAUGUGGUUGGGCACAGAGAUUACCCUGUAGAUAAUGCAAAGUUGCUUCCAGUUAUUAUUCAGAAGAAGAAGCACAAGACUAAAACUUACAAGCUUGAUGACCCAGACAAGACCUUUGAAGAUAUUUGUCCAGAUAAGCCAUCUCAAAUUACAGAAGGGCCUGAAUUGACUUGUAGUGCUGCUCCGUUUGAUGAAAGGGCCUAA
Molecule: messenger RNA, 978 nt
Organism: Lodderomyces theae
Lineage: Eukaryota; Fungi; Ascomycota; Pichiomycetes; Serinales; Debaryomycetaceae
Product: phosphoglycerate mutase family protein
Exons: 1
Coding region: 1-978 (325 amino acids)
Cellular component (GO): cytoplasm
Molecular function (GO): phosphatase activity
Source: RefSeq, a predicted model, not a curated record